AUGGACGUUGGCCACGUGGACAAGAUCAUAGGGUUUCACGUCAUCAACAGCCGUAUGGUCCUCGUAGCCACAGACGCCACUAAGAGUCAGGAGAUUCUCCUUAAGGCCCAGCAGCACAGCUUUAGCAGCAAGCGCGUCGCCGAGACGGGCCGCGAAACAAUCGACGAGUUCCUCGCCGACAAGAAUGCGACGGAGGCUAGCGAAGCUGACGAGACGGUCGCGCGGUCCGCUUCGCAAAGCCCGGCGCCGGCGCCGCCGCGGCGACCCGGGCGGAGUCGCGGCUCCGAGCCGCUGUCCCAUCUCUACAUCCGCGUCAAGACGGUUCAUGCGAACUCGGUCAACGGCCUCUCCCUCUCGCCGCCAAACUACAUGGCGAGCAACAUCUUGGGGCCCGUGAUCCGCGGGUUGGACGUGUUGCAGCUCAAUGUCGAUCACAUCCUGCGCAACGCUGGCUUUUCUAGAGUCGACUACGUCGAUGCAGACGGCUUCCACGAGUAUGACGGAGACCUGCACUGCUUAGCCAACACGUGGCACGACGCCUCAGAGCCGUGGUGGCGAUCGCGUUGA
Metarhizium album ARSEF 1941 is the source of this 567-nucleotide messenger RNA. RefSeq lists its product as uncharacterized. NCBI's taxonomy places the organism in Eukaryota, Fungi, Ascomycota, Sordariomycetes, Hypocreales, Clavicipitaceae. The coding region runs from base 1 to 567 and encodes 188 amino acids. The record is from RefSeq and is a predicted model, not a curated record. Gene Ontology annotation, cellular component: cytoplasm. The transcript has 2 exons. Gene Ontology annotation, molecular function: protein-arginine deiminase activity; calcium ion binding.